Mya arenaria is the source of this 1811-nucleotide messenger RNA. RefSeq names its product phytanoyl-CoA dioxygenase, peroxisomal-like. NCBI's taxonomy places the organism in Eukaryota, Metazoa, Mollusca, Bivalvia, Myida, Myidae. Gene Ontology annotation, molecular function: phytanoyl-CoA dioxygenase activity. Bases 101 to 1108 code for a protein of 335 amino acids. The transcript is spliced from 8 exons. Gene Ontology annotation, biological process: fatty acid alpha-oxidation. The record is from RefSeq and is a predicted model, not a curated record.
CAAUGACCCAAUUAGAAUAUGUAAACAAACAUCAAAGUUCAUGGUUUUUGCGUGAACAUUUGAAAGUUAUCACGUAGUCUUAAGUUUGAAAGUAUCAACGAUGGCAGAGAGACUGAAAACGAUUCUUGGCCAUGUUGGUAGCAGGGAUGUCCAUCCUGAGCCAGUCAAUGGCUAUGCACUCCCCAGCUACCAUUACACAGUGGAGCCUAAGGCCAAACAGAAACUGACAGCUGAGCAGAGAAAAUUCUAUGAGGAGAAUGGGUUCCUAGUCAUCAGAAACCUUGUGCCCAAGUCUGAGUUAGAGAAAUACAGGAAGCGUUUUGAGAAGAUCUGUCGGCGGGAGGUGGAGGUCCCGGGCAUGACUAUAAUGCGGGAUGUGGCCAUUGCCAAGUCUGAGUUUGUUCCGGAUGAGAAGGCUGUCACAAAGAUUCAAACCUGGCACACUGACGAGGUUCUCUGGGAGUUCUGCUGCCUGCCCCAGGUAGUGGACUAUGUGGAGUGUUUUCUGGGCCCGGACAUCAUGGCCAUGCACACGAUGCUCAUCAACAAACCUCCAGAUCAAGGCAAGCUGUCAUCACGGCAUCCAAUGCACCAGGACCUGUACUACUUCCCAUUCCGGCCGGUGGACCGUAUUGUGUGUGCAUGGACAGCCAUGGAGAAGGUGAACCGUGACAAUGGCUGUCUUGUAGUCCUGCCCGGCACCCACAAGGGGGAGCUACUUCAGCACGACUACCCAGAGUGGGAGGGAGGUGUGAAUAAAAUGUACCAUGGUGUGCGUGACUACAAGCAGGACCAUCCGAGGAUCCACCUGGAGAUGGAGGCCGGCGACACCGUGUUCUUCCACCCAAUCCUCAUACAUGGAUCUGGAGCCAACCGCACAAACGGCUUCAGGAAGGCUAUCUCGUGCCACUACUCGACGGGCCAGUGCCACUUUGUGGACCUGAAGGGAACCGUACAGGAGAAGAUCGAGGAUGAGGUGCUGGAGUUGGCAGAGAAAAAAACAGGCAUUCCUAAAACACAGAUCAAGUAUGAGGACAUCUGGAAGUUCCGUUCUCGGAUUGUGAAGGGGACCAGGUCUUGGGACGAAAUGGAGGCUAAUAGCAACUAAAUUAAUUGAAUAGACAUGUGUGUUUGAGGCUAUUGUCAACCAAAUUAGUGAUAAAAUGUGUUCCACGCACUUACCGGUACUGUGAUUUGAGAAGACUGUGAUUUUAUAAAAAUACAAAACUUAAUAUACUUUAACAUUAAUAAUGAGAAAUGAAUAAAAGUUUUAUAUUAGUAAUUAAGGUACAAUUCUUCAUUUAUCUAACCAAAGUAAAGUAAUGUAGUUGUAAGUAGCUGUUUGCACUUCUUAUCCAAAACAUUGUAAAUUAUGGAAAUGAAGUCAUCACUGACUAGAAUGUGUGAAUUUAAAGCAUCACUAUGUAUUUAUAUUUCAGUUGCUAUUUUCGUUUUAGGGUACAGUAUAAUAUAAUAUAUUGGCAAUCUGUCUUGUAAACUGCGAAGAAAAAAGAGGAAGUUUUGUCAUUGCCAAUGUUCCUAUGUCAUCAUUGGCAUGCUACCACUUCAACCAUAUCCUAACUAACAAACAUUGCAAGAUAUUCAAUUAGUACACAUGUUCUAUGUUGCCAGAGACUAGACUUAUACGUAAAGGAAAGUCCACAACUCCGAAUGUUAUUAUUGUCGUGACAUGCCCAUUACAGAUGACCCCCCCACCCAAAAUAGAUGAGUGUUGGUAGAGUUCUUGUUAUUCAAAUGAGAAUUAGUUUUGAUUAUUUGAAAUUUGUUACAGAAAUAAAAUAUUAAUUGUU